Homalodisca vitripennis (glassy-winged sharpshooter) is the source of this 1219-nucleotide messenger RNA. RefSeq names its product dynein regulatory complex subunit 4-like. Gene Ontology annotation, biological process: cell motility. NCBI's taxonomy places the organism in Eukaryota, Metazoa, Arthropoda, Insecta, Hemiptera, Cicadellidae. Gene Ontology annotation, molecular function: microtubule binding; small GTPase binding. Gene Ontology annotation, cellular component: Golgi apparatus; microtubule; motile cilium. The record is from RefSeq and is a predicted model, not a curated record. The transcript is spliced from 5 exons. The coding region runs from base 276 to 938 and encodes 220 amino acids.
CUGCCAGAUCUAGAGUUAAUGGAAAGAGAAUCAAUAAAGCAUAGUACACUGCAUGUCAAUGUUACACUUGAAGUCUCUUUGUGCUGUGAACUCUUUAUACUUCACACAGAUUACAUACCAGAUCGAAACCUAUUUGUUUCAAGGUGGAGGAACGAAAGAACCAGCAGAUCCAACAUCUGGUAAACAAUCACCAGCAAGCCUUCAGCGAGUUGAAAGCCUACUAUAAUGACAUCACAGUUAACAAUCUUGCACUGAUCACCAGUCUUAAGGAGCAGAUGGCUAAAAUGAAAGACAAUGAAGAGCGUAUCGAGAAGAAACUGAAAGAAGUAAGCAACGAGAACAAGAAGCUGGUGCAGCCUCUCAGAGAAGCUCGGGAGCAAGUGACAGAUCUACAGAGACAACUCACCAACUAUAACAAGGACAAGACGUCCCUUUCUAACAUGAAGAAACAUUUGUCUUACGUAACCAAGCAACUUGAAGAUCUGACGAAUGAGUAUGAUGUACUGGAAAUGGCUUUUGAAAAGGUGAAGGAGGAGAGGGAUGACCUCCAUGACAAGUUUGUGUCAGCUAUCCUAGAACUCCAGCAGAAAUCCAGCAUGAAAAAUGUGUUGCUGGAGAAGAAGUUGCAGAUUCUUACUGCAGCUCUAGAGCAAAGAGACGUCCAAGUGGCAGAGGUCAUGGCUGCCACUAACAUUGACCCCAAGGCCAUGCAUUCUGUCAAUAAGAAACUGGAGGAACUCUUGGCCACCAAGAACAAUCAAAUCCAAGAACUCCAACUGGAGGUGGCAAGAGUGAUGAAGAUUCACGAUGAUAUGGUUCUCAACCUCGAGGGUCGGCUGAAGGCCAUGGGGAUCUCGAGAGAAGAGGUGGGCCUCCGUAGUAGCUCCACCCUCCGACCUCAGACCCACAAGUCCUCUACAUCAGUGUCAACACAGUAAGAGGUUCUUCUGACAUAGAUCUAAUUAUAGCUACUGAUAUAGCUGCACAUGUUCUUCAGCUAUUAUAAUAUUGUGUUUUAGUAAUAAUUUUUUGUUAAUAGCAUUAAUCGUCGAUAGUCUAGUCAUUCUUACAGAGACAAUUAAUGUGAUCCUAGAAUUGUAAUACAGCAUGAUCGUAAUGACUUUAUUCUACAAUAUAUUUCUUCUAGCCAUAAUGUAUAUGCUGAAUGUUUUGUAAUAUGUAUAUCCUAAUUUUAAUUUGUACUUUUGCAGUUUGUAAU